Messenger RNA from Tigriopus californicus, 1434 nucleotides. RefSeq names its product NADH dehydrogenase [ubiquinone] 1 alpha subcomplex subunit 10, mitochondrial-like (gene ND-42). Gene Ontology annotation, biological process: mitochondrial electron transport, NADH to ubiquinone. Lineage: Eukaryota; Metazoa; Arthropoda; Copepoda; Harpacticoida; Harpacticidae. Bases 110 to 1375 code for a protein of 421 amino acids. The record is from RefSeq and is a predicted model, not a curated record. The transcript has 9 exons. Gene Ontology annotation, cellular component: cytoplasm.
GAUAGAGACAGAUAGACAGACAGACAGACCAAGAGCAACAAAAGUUUUCAAUUGUGACCUCAGGUUCUACUACCGGAUUGCGGGUGGUGUCCUCCGAUUUGUGCCCGUCAUGGUCUCUUCAUCCUCGUUUAGCCUGUCCAGGGCGGUCCUGGGCGGUCUGACGAGUCCGAAAACGCCAUUAACCAAUUCGUUGUCGUUAUGUCGGCGUGGGAUUGCGGGCAAGGUGUUGCGUGACCGCUCCGAGCCCAAGCCCGCCCCUUGGGACUACAACAAGAAGUCGUUCAACUUGUUGCACGGGCUGUACGACAAGACCACGCUCCGUCUGGACGAGAACUCCAAGAUGAUCAUGGUGGAUGGGGCGCACGCCGUGGGCAAGACUCAAUUCGCCCAAGACUUGGCCGAGGAGCUCGAAAUGUUGUACAUGCCCAAGAUUACCAUGGACGAUUUCUACAUCAACAAAUAUGGCGAGGACGCCCGAAAGCUGGACGAGUAUCUCACCGAUCGGAAUAAGUCCUACGACGAGAAGGAUUUCUUCCGCAACCCCGUGGCUUUGCCAGGAUGUUACGACCGCAUGCACAACAGCCUCUUCAAGUUGAUGGUUCACCAGCAUCUCUUGGCUUUAAGACACAUCCUGAACACUGGUCAGGGAGUGGUGAUGGAACGUGGUCCGUUCUCCGAUUUGAUUUAUGCCCAAGCCGCCGUCAAUGCGGGUUGGAUGAGUCAAUCAUCGGUUAAGUUCAUGCGGACAUCCCGCGAAAUGUGCAUGGGCCACUUGUUCCGACCAAACUUGAUUAUUUGGUUAGACGCUCCGAUCUCCGAGGUUCAAAAGAAAAUCUGUUCCCGGGGAAACGAAUGGGAUAAAGAUUCUCCAGUUUGGAAGAACUCUCAAUAUCUGCACGAUAUCUACGAAGGGAUGAAGAACAACUAUCUGCAAAAGGCCAGGAACCAUUCCCAAGUCCUGGUCUACGACUGGACUGUCCCUGGUGACAUUGAAGUCGUGGUGGAGGAUAUUGAGGACCUCAAUUUCGAUUACUAUGGUCUGCACGACGAGCAGCAAAAGGAUUGGAGGUGGUUCAACGAGGCAGAGGCCACCAGUCUCAGGAUCCAUUAUUCGAAUCCGGAACGAUUCCGAAGAAUUAUGGCGCAAAUGGAAGCAUUCGAGUGUUUUGAGGCCGAGCAUCUUUACAAGACCCGCGAAGAGGACGACAAUAUGGCGUUUGCUCUCCUCAUGCUGAAAGGCAAUGGAUAUGCCACUGGUUAUAACGAAGUCUGUGGAGACAAUGUACUCUUCAAGAGCUCUAAAAUCGAGUCCAUGUUCAGUUGGCAGCAGUUGUGGUCCAUCAAGAAGAGUGACAAUGAUAAGCGAUAUGUUUAACGGCCCAUUGAGCAAUGCCAGGCAAAAAUGUAAUCAAUAAAAAAUCAUUUCCAGAGAAA